GCCAAAAAAAAAAAAAUGGAGCAGAAAUACUCGGUUUUCCCCUUCUCCUUCCAUAUCAUAAUCCUUUCCUUAUUAUUAUUUCUCUGCAACAAUAGGGUUUCAUCAUCUUCUGCUGUCAGAUGCAAUGGUUCAAUAGCUGAGUGCAGUGAAGAUUACGAGUUGUUGAUGGAAUCGGAAAUUAGCGGAAGGAUUCUUGCACAGAAGAAAUAUAUAUCACCAGGUGCUCUGAAGAGAGACAAACCAGUUUGCAAUGGUGGUGGUAGUGGCCAGUCUUACAGUAGCAGUUGUUUGCCUUCCUCCUCUAAUUCUCAAACUCGUGGUUGUUCUAAGUACUAUCGUUGUAGGUCUGAUUCUUGAUUAUUCUAAUUUAUAAGCUUCUUUUCUUUUCUUUUCUUUUGUUUUCAUCAACUUUUGGUCUUCUUUCCUUGUUAUAAUCAUUGUUGAACUUUUUUGUUUUCUUUUCCUUCGUUUUUAUCAUUGGAUUUUAAUAUAUAGAAUCUCUGUUUCAU
Messenger RNA from Hevea brasiliensis (rubber tree), 509 nucleotides. RefSeq names its product protein RALF-like 32. The record is from RefSeq and is a predicted model, not a curated record. NCBI's taxonomy places the organism in Eukaryota, Viridiplantae, Streptophyta, Magnoliopsida, Malpighiales, Euphorbiaceae. Bases 16 to 357 code for a protein of 113 amino acids. The transcript has a single exon.